This is a messenger RNA of Lytechinus pictus (painted urchin), 3118 nucleotides long. RefSeq lists its product as uncharacterized. NCBI's taxonomy places the organism in Eukaryota, Metazoa, Echinodermata, Echinoidea, Temnopleuroida, Toxopneustidae. The coding region runs from base 459 to 1073 and encodes 204 amino acids. The transcript has 7 exons. The record is from RefSeq and is a predicted model, not a curated record.
UGAGUGGAUUAUUAGCAACCUUCUCCCUGGCGGCUACCAUCAUCGGGGCUGCUGGUAGUGAGGCCCUAGAUCAUGUAGAUGUUUGCCUCCCACGCACAUCCAAAGCCAAUUGUAACAAAUCGCCACCUCCAUUCGAUGUUAAGAGACUGUCAUGUUGUGACUCUUGUCCUCCACAACCUGUUCUGAAUGAGGGUUUGAUAUUAGGCGGAGCCAUCCCUGCAAUUGUUUUAAUAUUCUCAUCACUUAUCAUCUGUUUUGUGCUUAGUAAAAAGAGGAUUCUCUGGACUGUCAUCAAUUCCUCUUGUGCUCAACUUGCUCUGUUGAUUUUCUUUGUGUCGAACGUUUUUCACCCGACGAAUUUUGCCCUUAACUUUCUCGUCGACUGGUUGCUGGUUGCCUCGUGGUCUUCGCUCCUGGUUGAGGCCAUCGCCACAUGUCUUUUGAUCAGGGACAAACCGAUGUCCAUCAAGCUAGGGUCGUUGUUGGUUGGACUGUGCUGCUGGGGUGUUCCUCUUUUGAAGAGUAUUAUAGAAUUUGCAGUACUUGCAGAAGAUGUCACAUCACCAUGCAAAGGGUACUUCCUGGUUGCUGUCUAUGACAUCCAUGUGACUAAUAUCGUCUUCAUCGCAGCUUUGUUAUUUGCUAUCAACGUCACGAACGUGGUGGCUAUAUGCUUUCUUCGAGGAGAAAGCACCAAGAAAAAUAAGACAGGGCGAUGCGAUGCUUGGCGAAGGAUCUCUCAAUGCCUUGCGACGUCCGCUUGCUUCUGUGGGUGGGUCAUCGCCCUUCUUGCCGUUGGCCUCAGUUCGCCUUUCGACGUCGUCUUCAUCGUCUUCAGCCUCCUCCAGGGUGCCGUCGUCCUAGGUUUCUGCAUUUACAUUUACAUCGUGUGUAAACCAAAUGACGAAUGCGAUUCUCCACAACCACGGUCUUCGAGUGUUAGCCCCUCGGCCGAAUUUGACGGAGAUGAGAAGAAAAGCGCAAAGCCCACCGAAACGAUUCCUUUUAAAGAAACCGGUGGUGGAGCUUAUGCUAAUGAGGGUAUAGCGUCACCACCCCCAAAACCCGUAUAGAUCCCUCGAAUGUAUUGCUCGGUAAAGUAAUUAUUCACUAGUUUGAAACGCAUUUUGUUUGAUAGGACGAUUGUUUUCAGAUUCAUGGACGUAUGCAUCAGUGGGGGUGGAGGGGAGGGGGAGGGGUUCUAUUGAAUCUCCAAGAAAUUCCACCCAAAUCCUCCAGAUACCGGGCUGUUUUCAAGUCAACACCGCUUACAUACACAUGACUAUGCAUAUGCAUGUCCCCCGGGGCCGUUUCAUAAAGCUGUCCAUAAGUCAGUGACUUUAAGAACGAAUGGUGAUCCUUACAAUGAACAUUUUGGGGUAUACGAUUUACAACAAGAAAGGAUCACCAGCCGUUCUUAAAGUCACUCUUAACUAACGAACAGCUUUUUGAAACGUCGACCUUGAUAUAGACUACAAAUCAAUACGAUUUACAUGUUUACUGUGCUUGAAUGAUCGAGUCAUGUGAUUCUGACAGGCAACGUGCAAAAUACCUUUCAAUGCCAUAAAUAUUUCAACUUUUGAUAUUCGAUCUUUGUUUUAUGACUAUUCGUUGGAUUUAUCUAAACAUGAUACCCAAACUUUGUACUUCGUAUGUAUAUAUUGUUUACUUUAUUAUAUUAUAGCUUCAUAGGUAUUCAUGCAUUUGACCACGUUUGAUUCUUCAAGCAGUGGCAGAUUCACCAUCCCUAAUAACAUUGAAUGGAAUUGAUGUAAGGCAAUUAUGAUGUGAUCAUUUAGAUGGGCUUGCCUCUUGUCAAAACCCACUGACGCCUACCCGGCUCAAUAAUCCAACAUAGAUCCUGCAAGAACGACUCCAUCAAUACUCCUCACGAGGUGGUUUCAAACCGCCUCGAUCACAAUAAUCCCCGUUAAAUUACGAGAACUUUUUUAGGCUGAAAAAUACCCAUUAAUUAUUCCUGCAUUCACACCGCCCUGAAACAUACCCUUCGGGAUAAGUUCCUGAAGUUACGAGCAUGCGCAGUAUGGUCUGAUAAGCAGCAAGGCGCGAAAUUCAAAAUCACUAGCCCAGCAGCAACCCAUGCACGGCGCCGCACCCAACGACACGCUGGGCUAAAAGUUCCCGUAAUUUGCUUUCAGACCGCCAAAAUACCCACGACCUUGGAAAAAUCCCCGCGAAAGUUCUCGUAAUUUCGCCAAGUACCUACUAUUUAUCGGGUAUUUUCUUUCGGGGAUAUUACGCGUAGUUUGCUUUCACACCGCCAAAAUACCUGGUAUUUUCUGAUCGGGGUAAAUUUCCCGAUCAGAGAAUACCUGGAACUGGCGAACUUCGAGGCGGUCUGAAACCACCUACGGGGAUUUUAUAGAGUAAUAGUUUUCACGGAAUUUUCCAAUUGAAAAUCUGGGCAGAAUCUGCAAUAUUCAGAGUUUAGAUGAAUGCCCGACAAAAAUUAUUAUUAUUAUUAUUACUAUUAUUAUUCUUUGGGAGGAGGCCAAGUGCAUUUUCAUUUCAGAUCCACCAUGUUUAGCUAUGUUUUACAUGUAUUUCCAAAGAUCCAUGGAACACGAUCCUUGUUUCGCCAGUUUCAUAGCCAACAUUUAAAAGGCUCCGGAGGGAAGGGGAAAAAAGAUCCUGCCCGGCGAUUGGUUGAUUCUAUUUACUUUUCGAAGUUACACACAGAUUCAAAAUUGAAUAGCAUCUAUCCGGAAGCAAUUGUCCUGCUUUUGAAAGUCGUGUGCGUGUUUUAUUUUUCGUGCCACCGCACAGUGGGCCAGAAUGAGUUGAAAGUGCGCCAAAAUUAUAUUCCGUGUUAUAUUUUUACUUUAACAUGUUGAUUAGGGGUAAUUUUGGGCGUAGAAUCGACUGAACAUAAUUUAAAGCCGAUAUGACGUCACUUUGAUACCAAAUUUUGAUUGGCUACUUAAAACCUAUAUGUGAAAAGACAAAUUACGCUAAACAAUGUGCAGUAUAAACUUUGUGUUAUAUGUUACUUUAAGAUUGACCAGAGAUUGAAUGUUGGUUUAUGUUUCUCACAUGCCUAAAAAGUGUGUAUGAGAUCCUGAAAAUAAUUUUAUGGCAUCAAAAUGAUCAUUAGAUU